This is a messenger RNA of Chelonus insularis, 1448 nucleotides long. RefSeq names its product mitochondrial transcription factor B1 (gene mtTFB1). Lineage: Eukaryota; Metazoa; Arthropoda; Insecta; Hymenoptera; Braconidae. Gene Ontology annotation, cellular component: mitochondrial matrix. The record is from RefSeq and is a predicted model, not a curated record. Gene Ontology annotation, molecular function: rRNA (adenine-N6,N6-)-dimethyltransferase activity; mitochondrial transcription factor activity. Gene Ontology annotation, biological process: rRNA methylation; transcription initiation at mitochondrial promoter. The coding region runs from base 150 to 1286 and encodes 378 amino acids. The transcript has 2 exons.
UUUGAAGUUCCUGAUGCCUACGUUUCACGCAUCCAGCCAUCGUAAUUAGUAAUAUCAAUCUGAAGAUAAGUGUUUGAAGCAAAAUAUCAGCAUCAACUUUGUACUACUUUUACUUAUUUACAUAGUAUCUAUAAUAAAUUAUUUAAAAAAUGGCUGCAGUUGUUCCGAAAAUCAGAUUUCCACCACUUCCAUCAGUUCCGGAUUUACUGAAGCUGUAUCGUCUUCGAGCAAGGAAACAAUUAUCCCAAAAUUUUCUGCUAAAUGAAAGAAUAACUAGGAGAUUCGUUAAUUCAGCUGGUAAAUUGAAAGAUGCUCAUGUUAUUGAAGUUGGGCCAGGACCAGGCCCAAUAACACGUUCAAUUAUGAAUAAAUUUCCACAGAGAAUUAUCGUAGUGGAAAAAGACAAGAGAUUCAAGCCAACUCUUGAAAUGUUAGCUGAAAGCUUUGCAACUGUUGAUAGAAAAAUGACUAUUGUCUUUAAUGAUAUUAGAAAAGUCGAUAUGUCAGAGAUGUUGGAUGAGAGUUUGAAGGAAAAUUGGGAUGGUCGAUGUCCUCGAAUUUAUGUACUUGGUAAUUUACCAUUUAGUGUUUCUACACCUUUAAUUAUUCAAUGGCUCAGAGAUAUUUCAAAACGUAAUAACGUUUGGAAGAUGGGAAGAGCACGAUUGUGUUUAACAUUUCAAAAAGAAGUGGCUGAACGAAUUGUUGCAAACGUUCGUAAUCGUCAACGCUGUCGAUUAUCAGUUAUGGCUCAAGCUUGGACCAAUCCGACAUAUUGUUUUACUAUUCGAGGAGUUUCUUUUAUUCCCAAACCUGAAGUAGAUGUUGGUGUUGUCCGAAUGGAACCUCUUGUCAAACCUAGAACUAGUCAUGAUUUUGACUUAUUUGAAAAAAUCACUCGACAUGUUUUUUGCUUUCGCCAGAAACAUGUUAUAUUUUGUCUCAGAACAUUAUUUCCGCCUUAUAUUAAAGACGAUUUAGCUUUGCUGAUGUUGAAUUUAGCAGACUUAGAUCCUGGUAUGAGAUCAUUCGAGCUCAGUGUUGAAGAUAUUGAUAGACUAUGUACUGCUUAUAAAUACGUAAUUGAAAAACAUCCAGAGUUGAAAGAUUAUAAUUAUCGAGCAUCACGUAAAAUUUUAUCGAAAAAUUACACACAAAACAUUGAAGUAAGUGAGUUUCCUGAUGAUGAAGAAGAUGAAGAAGAAUUCUCUGAUGAAUUAGAGGACAUAAAAUACUUAGUAAGUGGUUUAGAAGAAUCGGCAGAUAAUAAUUUGAAAAGCACUUGAAUUUCAAAGAUUAUAAAGUAAGUUCAUUACAAUAUAUACUUAUUUACAAUAAUUUCAUGGUUAAUUGUAGUAUACAAUAUAAUUGUAAUGAGUUUGGUUUAUGAAUAUGAACCCGUUAUAAAAAUACUGUAUAAAUAUUUUAAAUAGAAAUGAUUAAAAUUA